Messenger RNA from Helianthus annuus (common sunflower), 4893 nucleotides. RefSeq lists its product as uncharacterized. The record is from RefSeq and is a predicted model, not a curated record. Lineage: Eukaryota; Viridiplantae; Streptophyta; Magnoliopsida; Asterales; Asteraceae. Gene Ontology annotation, biological process: DNA integration. The transcript has 2 exons. Gene Ontology annotation, molecular function: RNA-DNA hybrid ribonuclease activity; nucleic acid binding. Bases 1 to 4893 code for a protein of 1630 amino acids.
AUGAAUACGGAAUGGGAAGAGGAGGAAGACGACCCAACUUACAAGGAGGAAUCCACAGUGUUUAGCAGACUUCCUCCAGAGCACGAAGCAUACAAACCAACCAAGCGCGCGGGGUAUAACCCCAAAGAAGAGCAUGAUUACACCUUGAGCUAUCGUCCUGAGGACAUGGCAGAAAAUUCAAAAUUCAUCCGAGAAAUCGCAUGCGCGGCCAUCGACAAAACAAAAUUACCACACAACGUGGGUAAAUACAACGGGUUGACGGACCCAGAUGAUCACCUCCAGGUGUUUAAGGGCGCAGGGGCAACAGGCGGAUGGAACUUACCAACAUGGUGCCAUCUGUUUGCUCAGACAUUCGUCGGCGCGGCGCGCAUUUGGUUCGACAACUUACCGGCAGGCAAAAUCAAAUCAUGGGUCGAUUUCAGAGAGAAGUUCCUAGCACACUUCUCUCAACAGAGAAGACAAGCCAGAGACCCUGGUGACUGUUUAAACAUAUGGAGAAGAGACUACGAGAGCGUAGAGGAUUUCAUCACAAGAUACAACAAAGAAUGCUUAGAGAUCGGUGACAUACUAGAAAAGAUGAUGCGCGCACACUUCAUGAGAGCGGUCAAGUGCGAUGACUUGGUUAAAAGAAUCAAAGGGCGAGACGGAGGACCCAAAGACUGGGAAACCUUCGUAGAAGCAGCCAAAACAAUUGCGCAGACAGACAGGCAGUUGACCGGUGACGAUCACCGUCAGCGCGCGCACAACCAUAACGAUCGACACAACAGAAGGGGCAGAAAUCAACCCUGGAAGGCUUCUGGGCACAGAGAAAGAAGCCCCCCACGGGAUGAUGCACGCCAUACGAUCAACCAGAUAGCCCAUCGAAAGGAAGUGAAGCGUGAAAAUAGAGAAAAGCAGUGGACUCCACUGACCAAAACACCUUCUGAAGUCUUGGCCACAGAGAACCAUCAGUUCAAACCACCCUUGCAAAUGCGCAACAAGAGAGGCCAAGACCCGAAUCUCUUCUGUGAAUUCCACAAAGAUACGGGCCACUUAACCGACGACUGUUUCAGUCUAAAGCAAGAAAUCGAGAGAGCCCUGCGAGAUGGAAAGCUCACUCAUUUGGUCAAAGGCGGAAAGCGCGACUACCGCCAAAUACAAAGAAGAGAUGAAGGACCAGAUAACAAAAAGCUCAGAAAGCUAGAAACCCACAUGGUGCAAGGAGGUCCACGAAGACCAAGGAAAAACUACAACAAGCGCGCGCAAGAUGAUUCAUGGCGCGAAAGGCAAGUUAUUUUUCCAGUUGUUAGAGGGGGUCCAAGAGAAAAGCGACCAAUAAUCAUUCCAGGUGUGGUUGGCCAUUACCAGACAGAUUACAUCUUCAUUGAUCCCGGGAGCACCGCGGAUAUUAUAUAUGAACAGUGCUUCAAUCAAUUCGAUCAAGAGGACAAGGCGCGCCUAGAGCCAGUCGACUACCCACUAACUGGUUUCUGCAACGAGGCCGUCUUUCCCCUGGGACAAAUAUCAUUUCUGGUGUUGCUAUCAGACGGGAGAAAUUCAAGAACUGAAGAAGUCACAUUCAUGGUAUUGCCGGCGCACUCAAGACAUGACAUCCUCCUGGGAAGAGAAUCCCAAGGAGAUUUCAGUAUGAUCUGCUCUGCACCACAUUCCGCUGUUGGAUUCCCUACCGAAACAGGCAUUGCACUGAUAUAUGCCACUAAGGAAGUUUUAGCAACAGACGAAAUCAGACCAGCCAAAGCAAGCAAGCCGACACCGCGCGUAGAGGCAGAGAAAUGGGUAUUAAACAGCACAUACCCAGAACAAACAGUCACUCUGGGGCCCGCCAUGUCCGACCUGACGCGCGCGGCGCUCAAGAAAUUAUUGCAUGAAAACAUGGACGUGUUCGCCUGGACACCGGCUGAUAUGGUUGGUGUCCCACGACAUAUAGCAGAACACCGUCUAAACGUCUCCGAAGAUGCAAAACCAGUGGUACAUGCCAAACGACACCUUGGCGACAUCAAACACGAUGCUAUGAAAGAACAAGUGUUGGAGUUGCUAAACGCAUGGAUCAUCAGGGAAGUCCGGUACCAAACAUGGGUAGCAAGCCCAGUAAUGGUAAAGAAACCGAAUGGUAGUUGGAGAAUGUGUGUCGACUACAAGGAUCUGAACAAAGCAUGUCCCCGUGACUGCUACGCUUUACCAGACAUAGACGAGAAAAUAGAUUCUGUGGCAACAUUUCGGUGGAAAUGUUUUCUGGAUUGCUACAAGGGGUACCACCAGGUUCAAAUGGCCGUUCAAGACGAGGAUAAAACCGCAUUCCGCACACCAACGGGGCUGUAUUGUUACACAAAGAUGCCGUUCGGCUUAAAGAAUGCAGGCGCAACAUACCAAAGGCUGAUGAACGAAACAUUUAGUGACGCAAUUGGUAAGUACAUAGAAGUGUACAUGGAUGAUCUGGUAAUCAUGAGCAAGGAAGAGAGCGCGAUGCUGGCAAAUAUCCAAAAGACCUUCAACACGCUGCGCAACGUAAGUAUCAAACAAAACCCAGCAAAGUGCUCGUUCGGAAUGGAAGAAGGGAAGUGCUUGGGCUUUAUAGUCACAAAAGACGGCUUCAAGGUAAAUCCAGAGAAGGUCCAAGCCAUAGAAAGAAUGCCUUCACCGUCAAACAUCAAAGACAUGCAGAAGCUGGCAGGACGAUUAGCAGCACUCAAUCGUUUUCUAGCUAACCAUGCUGCAAAAUCCUUCCCAUUCAUCAAGACCUUGCGCAACUGCAUGAAGAAAAGCCAGUUCCAAUGGACUCCGGAAGCAGAAAGCGCAUUCCGCGAGAUGAAAGACUGUCUCAUCAAGCUACCAACGCUAACCGCACCAAACAAAGGAGAACCUUUGGUACUUUACCUCUCAGCUUCCGAUAGGGCAGUCGGGGCCGUACUGCUCGUUGAUCGUCAAGGUGUCCAAACGCCUGUAUAUUACGUGUCUCGAACCUUGACCGACCCUGAAACCAGAUACGCAAUCAUGGAGAAGCUUGUCCUUGCACUGAUCCACGCGUCAAGAAGGUUGCGCAGAUAUUUCGCUAAUCACGUCAUCCACGUGCUAACAAACUACAAUAUCGGAAAUAUCCUAGCAAGGCCAGAAAUAUCGGGAAGGUUGGCCAAAUGGGCAAUAGAGCUAGGGGGACACAAUGUGGUUUUCAGACCACGUCCAUCGAUCAAGGGCCAAGUCUUGGCAGAUUUUAUGACAGAAGUCCCAGAUGACAAAGACAGAGAAUGUAAGGCGAUGGAGAAAGCUGAGAAAAAACAAACAGAAGAGCCAUGGCUACUGUACACAGAUGGUGCAUCUAACGAAGAUGGGGCAGGCGCAGGGCUAAGGCUAGUAAGCCCUGACAAACACGAGUUCACAUACACCAUACGCCUAGACUUCAAAAGCACAAACAAUGAAGCGGAGUACGAAGCCUUCCUGGCCGGCUUGCGUUUGGCAAUCAAAAUGGGGGUCCGACACAUCGAAGCACACGUGGACUCCAUGUUAGUAGCAGGCCAAAUCAACGGCCAGUAUGAAGCCAAGGGCGACAUAAUGGCACUCUAUCUCAACCAAGCGAAGACGUUGCUACAAACCUUCUAUUCCUACAAGGUGCAUCACAUAAACCGCAGCGAAAACAAGCCGGCAGAUGCUUUAAGCAAGCUUGCGUCGACAAGUUUCCAGCACCUAGCAAAGGAUGUGCGCAUAGAAGUUUUGAGCAACCCAUCUGUUCCACUCAGAGAAGUAAGCGUCAUCCAAACAGGAACCACGUCCUGGAUGACACCCAUAAUCAUGUACUUACAGUCCGGGAUACUUCCAGAAAACAAAGCUGAGGCGCGAAAGAUCCAAUACAAAUCAGAACAUUAUCAGAUGGCAGACGGGAUACUGUAUCGGAAGUCAUAUCUCGGCCCGCUGCUAAGAUGUGUUGACGCCGACGACGCGAAUUAUCUGAUCCGGGAAGUACAUCAAGGCAUUUGUGGUAUCCAUGCCGGGCCGCGAAUGGUAGUGGCAAAAGUAAUGAAUACCGGAUACUACUGGCCCGGGAUGCAUCUUGAUGCCGUGAAAGAAUUGAGAAAAUGCAGUGGCUGCCAGAGGCACGCGCCAAAGACCAUGCGCCCCAAGAACGAACUGGUGCCAGUAACGACCGCAUGGCCUUUUCAACAAUGGGGCAUAGACAUGGUAGGCCCUUUCCCAGAAGCUCCGGGGGCAGUCAAGUUUAUAAUAGUCGCGGUUGAUUACUUCACCAAGUGGGUAGAAGCAAAAGCCCUCGCAUCAACCACAUCGGCAGUCGUUAAACGAUUCAUAUGGGAGCAAAUCAUAUGCCGGUUCGGCUUACCCCUCAGAAUCAUCACCGACAAUGGAACAAACUUUGCAGCAGAUGAUCUCGAACGAUGGUUCAAAGAACUGAACAUCGAACAUACCUUCUCUUCGGUUGCUCACCCGCAAGGGAACGGUCAAGUCGAAGCAGUCAACAAGAGCAUCGUCGAUGGCAUAAAGGCAAGGCUCGGUGAAAAACGACGAGGUUGGAUCGAUGAACUACCCAGCAUACUAUGGGCCCAUAGAACAAUGCCAAAAACAAGCAACGAAGAAAGGAGGAUCGACCUGGAUCUCCUAGAAGAACGGAGAGAGAUGGCAGCAAUCAAUGAAGCCAAAUACAAAUCAAAGCUCGAAAAGUAUUACAACUCCAGAGUCCGAAUCUGCACAUUCAACCCAGGAGAUUAUGUCCUAAGAGACAAUGAAGCAUCCAACGCGGAGAAACCAGGAAAACUGGCUCCCAAAUGGGAAGGCACAUACAUCAUUGACGAAGUACUCGGCAAGGGAGCCUACAAACUACGCACCAUCAACGACAAAGAGGUUCCACGAACCUGGAAUGCCCAGCAACUCCGAAAGUGCUACAUGUAA